Molecule: messenger RNA, 747 nt
Organism: Elgaria multicarinata webbii
Lineage: Eukaryota; Metazoa; Chordata; Lepidosauria; Squamata; Anguidae
Gene: PFDN4
Product: prefoldin subunit 4
Exons: 4
Coding region: 80-484 (134 amino acids)
Biological process (GO): protein folding
Cellular component (GO): prefoldin complex; cytoplasm
Source: RefSeq, a predicted model, not a curated record
AGGAAGGGGGAAGCGGGAGCCGCGGGAAGGCGAGUGGGGGACCUCCCCGCCAAGGAGGCGAAGUAGUUCAGUCCCCAAGAUGGCGGCCACCAUGAAGAAAGCGGCAGCAGAAGAUGUCAAUGUUACUUUUGAAGAUCAACAGAAAAUCAACAAGUUUGCAAGAAACACCAGCAGAAUUACAGAACUAAAAGAAGAAAUAGAGGAUAAAAAGAAACAGCUUCAGAACUUGCAGGAUGCGUGUGAUGACAUCAUGAUGCUUGAUGACGAUUCACUGCUGAUACCUUAUCAAAUUGGUGACGUCUUCAUUAGCCAUCCCCAAGAUGAAACACAGGAGAUGUUAGAGGAGGCAAAGCAAAACUUGCAGGAAGAAAUUGGAGCUUUGGAGUCACGAGUGGAAUCUAUCCAGAGAGUAUUAUCAGACCUUAAAGUGCAGCUUUAUGCAAAGUUUGGAAACAAUAUAAAUCUUGAGGCAGAUGAUAAUUAAAUAUUCUAGAAAUGGUAUUUUGUUUUUUGUACUAAUUAUUCCCCUCUUUUAAAAAUGUUUUGAGAAGCCCCACGUAUUCAAGUGUUUUUUUAAAAAAAUUACAUCCACUUAUCUGUUUCAUGUAUUUAAUGAAAGAAUUAUUAUUUUGCAUACCUAUAAUUAUUUAUGUUUUAAGCGAAUAGAUUCAAAUUUUGCUGGUUGCAACAUCAAGAGUGGGUUUAUUGAAUAACAACAAGAAGAAUAAAAGUCAAGCAAGCAUACAA